AUGGCACGCUCGACGCAGCUGCUACUAGCAUGCCUGGUUUACGUCUGCUUCCAAACCUUGAGCCUGGUAUCGGCGGGUCGUCAGCGGUACCAGAUUCUUUCCGCAGGUGAUGAAGCCAUGCUUCAAGGUACCUGGUCAUCGGGAUCGGGAAGAGUCGUCACCGGAGCAGGCUUCUUCGACCCGCGAACGAGGAGCUUUACACCGCCCAAUGUUCCAGGAACAGCUUACAGUUUCACUCGAGAUGGCUUCUGGGAGUUUGCAAAGUACCGCGUCACACCGAACCCACGGAAACCGCAAUGCAUCACAAGUCAGCUCAUCUGGCAACACGGCAGCUACCUUCUCCACUCGAACGGCACAAUCCAGCUCUACCCGAUCGCACGAGAGGGUGCGCAACUCCUCACAUCAAGCUGCGAGGAAGACGGCGGCAACACUCGACCGGAAGAGAUGUACGAUGUUUCGGAGGAGUACACCAAGGUAGACACCUGGAUCGACUUGCAUCACGGCGUCCCCAGUGCUGCGAUUAGGCUGACGGAUGCCUGGGGCAAUCGAUCACCCAUGCUGUGGAAGAUCUACGACCCUCCCAUGAUGCUGCCCACCGAUGCCAUGUACUUGGAGUACAUCGGCAUUCCCUAA
Pseudozyma hubeiensis SY62 is the source of this 633-nucleotide messenger RNA. RefSeq lists its product as hypothetical. Bases 1 to 633 code for a protein of 210 amino acids. Lineage: Eukaryota; Fungi; Basidiomycota; Ustilaginomycetes; Ustilaginales; Ustilaginaceae. The transcript is spliced from 2 exons. Gene Ontology annotation, cellular component: endoplasmic reticulum; endoplasmic reticulum membrane. The record is from RefSeq and is a predicted model, not a curated record. Gene Ontology annotation, biological process: 'de novo' protein folding.